Cherax quadricarinatus is the source of this 5538-nucleotide messenger RNA. RefSeq names its product zinc finger protein 37. Gene Ontology annotation, biological process: regulation of transcription by RNA polymerase II. Gene Ontology annotation, molecular function: chromatin insulator sequence binding. Gene Ontology annotation, cellular component: chromosome. The record is from RefSeq and is a predicted model, not a curated record. Lineage: Eukaryota; Metazoa; Arthropoda; Malacostraca; Decapoda; Parastacidae.
CGACGGUAACGCGUCGGUCAACAACGACCCACCGACCACUCCGCUCCUAUACAUUUACAUUUAUUUAUCGUUUCGUAAAUAUGAGGACCCCAUGGAAUCUGCUGUGACCUGAGCCGGACAACCAGUGAAGAGGCGGGGCCAGGAGCUAGGACUCGACCCCUGCAACCUCAACUAGGUUAUUCUCUGAAUACUGCUAUGACUUACCGGUAAAGAUGUCAGUGUUUGUAGCUGGGGAAGAGGCUGACAACCCAUCACAGACACGAUGCCGUAAAAAAUAUGAGACAAAAUACAGUAUCAAAUAUGAAAGUGAAUAUGAAUGGGUUGGACCAUCAUCAAAAGGCGAGAUAUAUGCUCUUUGCCGAUGGUGCAUGGUAGACAUCUGCAUAAAGUCAGUGGGCGCUAAAGGUCUACGUGAUCAUGAGAUUACCGGACGUCACAAACAGAAAGCUAGUGAUCGUCCACCUCCACCACCUCCACCUCCACCUCAGCUUAAUAAUGCUGUGUAUCCUGUGUUGGAGGUUGAGGGAGGGGUUGAACAACAUGGUGAACUUCCUGGCUCGCCCCGACCUGCAACACCUCAAACUCCAAAUACUCCUCUAAGCCCUCAUGAGGAGGACUUGCCUCACCCUCAAACAUCAUUACUGGACUUUGGCACUCAGCUUCCAACAGCCCCUUCUGAUUCUGGAGCUUCCACAUCAUCUGGGGUGCCUCCUGCUCGUACCUCUACUGUUCAGCCAAAGGUUGGAGAGUCAUUGGUUAUUGAAUAUGAUGACCCAAAUGCAUGUAACACGACUGUCCUGCCAGCAUCAAAGGCAACAAAUGGAGGCACUACUUCAAUAAAAAGAGAAACAGAGGAGAAAUUCACUGUAAGCACAGAUGACCUCACAUGUAAUGUCUGUGGUCAGGAGUACACACAAUGGACACAGCUCAAAAAGCAUCUUGUGGACCAUAUUCUAAUGGCAAAGAAUUCUGCUGAUAAUAAGACUAAGGUAAACACACGAAGCAGAAGCAGGCCAUCAACUAACAAGAAUUUGAGUCGACCAUCUCGAGCUGUGCAAACGGCAACACAGAACCAGCAAAAACAGGAACCCGACUCUAAUGAAACGGCAACUACAAAACGGCGUGGGCGGCCUCCUGGUAGCCGGAAUAAAGCUCGCACCAUCUCGACCAACCCACAAGUGAACCAUGCAGCACCAAAAAGAAGUGCCCGUCAACGUACUGUGCAGAAGAAUAACCCAGUCCAGGAGGCUGCUAUUGAUGAUCCCUUGUAUGAGGAAUCUGAUGCUUGUGAGAUGACUCUCACUGCAAGCCAUGUAACCAUUAAGGAACAUGAAGAGGAAGAAGAUUUAGAAGAGGAAGAAGCAAGUGAAGAAGAAGCAAAUGAGAUCCCUGGUUGUGAGGAUGAAACAGAUGGGUGUGGAAAAAGGAAACCUGGUCCACUUCAGUGUCGUGUUUGCCGUGUAGUUUUCUACAAUAGAGGGGAACUGAGAGAGCAUCAGCGAUCAGAGCAUAAUAAUGGGCGACCAUACCAAUGCAGCCAUUGCCAGAAGUUCUUCACCACCAAAAAUCACAUGGAGGUCCAUGUUCGACACAAGCACACAUCAGGGCCAAACCCUUGCCAGUGUGCAAUGUGUGGCAAGGUUCUCUCCUCUCGAACAAACCUCAGAAUACACAUGCGAAUACAUAAAGGAGAACGUCCAUUUGAAUGCCCUGUGUGCCAUAAAACGUUUAGUCGAAAGGCCAACAUGGAAAUGCAUCUUGUUUACCACACGGGAGAACGACGAUUUACGUGUGAAAUUUGUGGUCAGUCCUUCUUUGCAAUCAAUGCUCUCAAAAGGCAUACGAAAUUACAUACAGGUGAACGGGAUUAUGCAUGUGAAAUCUGCGGUGCUACCUAUGUAACAGGAACUGACUUGCGUCGUCAUCGUUUGAAACAUGAUGAAAUUAAGCCCUUUCCCUGUCAGCUUUGUGAAAAACAAUUCACACGUUCCCAUGACCUUAAGGUACAUCUGAGGUACCACAACAAAGAACUUCGUUAUACCUGUGAUGUAUGCAACAAACAGUUUGUGGAAUCGGGCAACUACAAACGGCAUAUGAGACGCCACACUGGGGAGAGACCCUACACAUGUGGCAUUUGUCUUCUCACAUUUUCACAGGUUCAUCACUUGAAAACCCAUAUGAGAACGAACCACAAUGAAGAAACAGGUGGUGGGGAAGACAGUUCUCAGGGAACCACUGGUGGACGAGGAAGAUUACCACCACACCGCAACCCUCGGAUUUCAUGCAGACGUAUUCCAAAGCCUCCACAAAUGCAACCACCACCUAUUCAUCCAACCCACAGCCAUCCCCAUCCUCAUACCCAUCCACACUUGGCACCCCACCCUCAUGGAGUAGGUACUGGCAAUGCUGGAGUGGCUGUACAUUCUGGUCAGCCAAUAUCUCCACCUAUGGCUCAUUCUGGUACUGGGCCUGGGACUGUUGCACCAACACACACCACGCAGAUUCCUGCUUCAGGUGGGGUAAACCACCCAGCGGCCAUGUCAGGCUUCCUUCAUGGGUACAACUCCCACAUAUAUAAUCAUAGUGUGAUGCCACAUUAUCCUGCUCUCUUUGAUAUGUGUCCACCACAGAACUGUGUUAAUCAUCUUCAAACACAUUAAUAAAUUGGUAUUGUAUAUAAAUCAAUUAUUAAAUUAUUUUAGCAUCAGGGGAUAGGUAAUCAGGACAUACAAGGAAGGGAAGGACAGAUUCAGCUUCUUGGCUUAAGAGCCCCUCACCUGCAUCAGGGUACCUCUUGUGAAGGGAUUAAUUCUUGUACAUCAUUGUUAUUAGAUUUCUUAAUUGCAUUGUUUUGAUAUUCCUAAUAAUCCUGAAAAGUCAUAUAGUAAUGUAUAUUUAUUUUUUCUCCAUCUAUUUGUAUUCCUAAGAGGGACUAAAAACAAUCAGGCUCUCAUGUGAAAUAUCUCUGAUAUACAACACCUUUUGACAGUUUGAGUAAUCAUUUGACUUUUAUGAACUAAUACUGUAAUGUUUAUAAUAUACAGUAUGUCCUAAAAGGGGGUAGGAGAAUUUCAGUGGGGAACUGUAAAUGGUAUUAGGUCAGGUGUUUGUGAGAGAAUUAGAGCUAAGGAAGAAGUAGCAGUGAUACUCAGUGAUCAUUUAUGGAAAGAAAAGGGAAUUACAGUGGAACCUCGUUUUUUUUAUGCCCUGGUUUUCGUAGAAUUUGAUGGCUUUUUUUGUCUAAAUUUUGUCCCAGUUUUCAUACAUCCGCUCGGUUUUCGUAGAGUUAACAAUGGUCCACCGUACCAAACCCGUCCACCUGCCCGCACCCACACAAAGCAUCCCACACGCUCUGACUCAGUCUGGGUUUGUUUCUUGUUAAGUGAGCAUUACCCCGAGCAUUCGGAUUACAUUUCGUAAUGAUCCAUUGUUUUUUGUACUUGUUUAUUGAGUGCGACUGUUAAAUAAGACAUCAUGGGGCCAGAGAAAGUUCCAAGUGCCAGCACUUUGAUAAAGAAGGUGAGAAACACGAUAGAAUUCAAAGUACGAAAGUAGAAAGUAGCAAAGUACAAAAAUGACCGCAGUUGAGAAAAUUGCUUCAGAGGAGGAGGAAGAGAGAGGGAAUAAUGUGCCUUCUUCAGUGAUUAGGGACAUGUGUGCAAAGUGGAAUGAGUUGCAAAGUUUUGUGGAGAAAUAUCAUCCUUAGAAAGCUGUUGUAAGCCAUGUCUGUAACAUGUUCAAUGUCAGUGCCUUGUCCCAUUUUAGGUAAAUCUUAAGAGACGCCAGAAAUGGACCUCUCUGGACAGAUUUUUUGUGCGACAGGGGUCCAGUGGCUUUCAGGCUGUAAUAGUGCCAGUAAAAGAAGGGAAGUAACCCCAGAUAGGGCCUUGAUACCUGAAGUCUUUAUGGUGGGGGAUUCCUCUUCCAAACAAUAACUUCUCCUCCCUCUUUGGCUUAGCGCUUCUUUUUGAUUAUAAUAAUAAUAAUAAUAAUAAUAAUCCUCCCUCUUCCUUCCUUGCCAUCUUCCAUAUGACAACAAGAGUCUUCAAUAAAGGUAAAAGUGAUGUUAAAUGUUCAUUUAUCCAUAUCAUUAGUCAUUUAUAUUUAUUUCUCAUUGUUUUCUGUAUGUAAAACUAUAGUUAUUCUCUAUACAAUGUAUUUUUUGUUAAUAUUUUUGGGUGUCUGGAAUGGAUUAAUUUGAUUUACAUUAUUUCUUAUGGGAAAUAUUGCUUCAGUUUUCGUACAGUUUGGUUUUCGUCAGACUUUCUGGAACGAAUUAAUCACGAAAACCGAGGUUCCACUGUAUGUCAAGUCCAUUAUUGACAGUUUUUUCUUAUCAAUCAAAUGUUUUCUGAAAUUUAUGUAACACUAAUACUAAUCUUGUGUAAAAUACCUAAUUAAACAUUUGAAGGGAAUAUUCAGUGUACAUUUGAAUCAAGAAAUCUACUGUUUCUGCGAAAGUACCAGCUCAGAUUAAACCUCAUAAUAUUUGACAUUGAAUAUUUGGUCACCAUAUAACUGAUGAUCUACUGUAAUUAUAAUCUGAACAACUAAAAGUAAAUAGAGAUGUCCCUCACUUUAAGAAGCUCAGAGGCCAUAAACAACUGUACAUAAGAAUCUGUGAUAUGCCUGAUAAACCAUAGCAAUUGCAUGUGGCAAAUUUUUAUCACUUUAUACAUAAUUAUGGCUAAGAAAUUGGACAUCACGUAAUAUAGAAGUCACAUACUGUGUAAUAAAUCUGCAUAAAGCAAAGGAAAUCUGUGCUGUAUUCACAAACAACCACCACUUACAGAGGAAACUGUAUUAAUACAAUUAAUAACUGCCAAGUGUGGUAGAAAGCUCAAUGACUACCUGGGUAACCUACUUACCUUGCAUCAAGGAUGACCCAUACUAUUCCACUUUAGACCUCAAAUGACCUAAGCAUUUUGAAGACACUUGUAAGGUAUACAUAAUACAGUAAACCCUUGAUAUAACAGACUUUCAAUAUUAUAAGCAAAACACUGGUUAAGUUGUACUUUUAGCUCCUUUAUAUUUGAUGUUUAUUGCAGUAUAUCUGUAAUCUGUGUGUUGAGUACUAUAUUAUGUAUACAGUUGAGGACUUAAGUGCAUUUUUUCCUAUUUUUAACAUUAUUCUGAUUUAAUGGACACUCAAUCCCCACCCCCAUUAGUCUGUUAUAUCAAGAGUUUACUGCAUUUCUAAGUGUAUUGUGACGUAAUGAACUCAAGGUGUAUUUCAGCGUUAAUUUCAUCUUGAAAGUGUUCUGUGAUAUUUAAUUUUAUAAUUAGCGUUAGUUCCCCAUGGAUCUUGCAAAGCAUCCAUGAUUGUAAAUUACAUCUCUGCCCAUCUCAGGAAAUAGCUUGUAUAUUUAUUUAAAAUUAGUAAUUAUCUAACACGAUAAAUUCUUUUCAUUGUAGUCAUAUUAUUAUUUAUAUAUAUUGACUGUCCUCAAAGCAAAUAUUUAAGUGUUGAACUCAUCAUUCUCCUUGCCUUUUAUUCAUGUGUCUGUAUAUCUUUAAUAUGUUUAAUUACAUUUUAUU